Molecule: messenger RNA, 861 nt
Organism: Caenorhabditis angaria
Lineage: Eukaryota; Metazoa; Nematoda; Chromadorea; Rhabditida; Rhabditidae
Source: the annotation of a GenBank genome assembly
AUGAGAAAAUCACGGUGAGUUACCGUAACCCUAAAUACCCUAAUAACUCCCAAUUUUUUUUUUAGAUAAUCCUGACCUAUGUGUGACAUCAAGGUACAGCCAUAUAAAAAAGUGAAUAGAAAAUUACCGUAAGUUUAUUUUUUUUUUAAGAAUUUUUUUGCCACGUCAUGAUUUUUCAGAUCUCCAAAAAACUUACUGUAUCUAAACUACAGUCUAGUUUUCCCCCCUCUUCACAAAUCGAGCCUCUACGUGGCGAAGAGGAUCAACCAUUUUUUCUUGCGAGAAACAAAUGGGCUAAUCGAUUUAGUCGCAGGCGCGACGUGGGUUUUGCGACUGAAAAGUCGCGACUCGCAGUGUGGUCACACAAUGUGACGUAUGUAAGUUUUUUUUUUCAAAUUUUUGGGGCAGGGAUUUUGGGAUAACAAGAAAAAUUCAAAAAUUUAAUUUUGGAACCCAUAAAUUUACUUGGUAGAUCAAUUCAGAAAUUGGUUACAAUCUCAAAAUUUUCAUUUCUAGCUCUCAAAUUUGGACCGAAAAAUCUACAACUCCUAAUUUUUUCUUAAAUUUAAAAAGUCAAAAUCUAUUUGUAUCUAGCCCCGCUAAAACUUCAUAAUUCCUCUCUUGUACUACUAAAAAUAUAGUUUUUUUCAGAAAGCUAGAAAUAUGAUGGCGCAUUUCAAGUCGAUGGAUCCCCGACACGGGCAGGAGCCACAUAUGUCAGUUUUUUUUAAUGGCUACAGCAGGUUAGCGUAAGUCGUUUGUUUUUUUCUUCAAAUUAUAUCUUGAAAAAAUAUACAUUUUUUCAGAAACGUUGCGCCCGACGAUUAUGUGGUUUACUCACUCGACCAGCCGGGGACCUGA